Messenger RNA from Uncinocarpus reesii 1704, 399 nucleotides. RefSeq lists its product as uncharacterized. The record is from RefSeq and is a predicted model, not a curated record. Lineage: Eukaryota; Fungi; Ascomycota; Eurotiomycetes; Onygenales; Onygenaceae. Bases 1 to 399 code for a protein of 132 amino acids. The transcript has a single exon.
AUGCGACACCGCUCCUCCCUCGAAGAAAGUCCACGGUCUCACCCCUUUUGUCCGAUCAAUCACCUGAUCCGGUACCACAAAAUCGCGUGGUUUAAUCGCCUCCUGCAAACUGCCAACAGCGGAGAACGCGAUGAUGCUCCUCACGCCAAUGGACCUGAGAGCCGCAAUGUUCGCCCGGCUGGGUACCUCGUGCGGUGCAAGUUCAUGAUGCGCGCCGUGUCGACUGAGGAAUGCAAUGGGGACAGUCUUUCCCGUCGUGGAGCAUUUGUGAUGGAGGACCGUGAUGGGGGAGGAUGGAUUGCCCCAUGGCGUGGUUAUCGUGAGGCAGGCUACCUGGGUGAACCCGGGGAGUUCGCGAAGACCAGUUCCGCCGAUUACUCCGAUAUGGACGGGAUCUAG